Messenger RNA from Eruca vesicaria subsp. sativa (arugula), 1574 nucleotides. Lineage: Eukaryota; Viridiplantae; Streptophyta; Magnoliopsida; Brassicales; Brassicaceae. The record is from the annotation of a GenBank genome assembly.
GGACGAUGCCGGAGUUAAGAGUGUUAUCGGCGUUAGAUGCGGCGAGGAUACAAUGGUACCAUUUCAAAGCGAUAAUGAUCGCCGGAUUAGGUCUCUUCACCGACGCAUACGAUCUUUUCUGCAUAGCUCCGAUCAUGAAAAUGAUCAGCCAAAUCUAUUACCACAAAGACACCAUGGGAACCGCCGUUCUCUCCAUCUCUUACGUCAUCGCUCUCUUCGGCACCGCCUUAGGACAACUCAUCUUCGGCUACUUAGGCGACCGUGUCGGACGCAGGAAAGUCUACGGUCUCUGUCUCUUAAUCAUGGUGUUCAGCUCCUUCGGCUGCGGUUUCUCCGUCUGCACCACUCGCCGUUCUUGCGUCAUGACGAGUUUAGCAUUCUUUAGAUUCGUCCUCGGGCUAGGGAUCGGUGGAGACUACCCUCUCUCCGCCACGAUCAUGUCGGAGUUCGCUAAUAAAAGGACGCGUGGGGCUUUUAUCGCAGCUGUGUUCUCGAUGCAGGGGUUGGGGAUCUUGAUGAGCUCAGCCGUGACGAUGGCUGUGUGUGAGGCGUUUAAGUUGGCUGGAGAGGGGAGUUUGGAGAAAAUGGAGGCGGCUGGGGUGGAGACUUUGGCUCCGGCGGAGGCGGAUAUUGCUUGGAGGUUGAUUCUGAUGAUCGGUGCUAUUCCCGCCGCGUUAACGUUUUACUGGCGAAUGCUCAUGCCUGAAACCGCCAGAUACACAGCACUAGUCGAGAACAACGCAAGACAAGCAGCAAAAGACAUGCAAAAAGUCAUGUCCGUAUCCCUGUCUCAAGUAGCCGAAGAUACAUUAUCGGAGACACUAGAACUACCACCAUCGACUUCUUCCUCCUACAAACUCUUCUCCCGCCGUUUCUUUAGCCUCCACGGCCGUGACCUCUUCGCAGCCUCAGCCAAUUGGUUCCUAGUGGACGUAGUCUUCUACACAAGCAACCUUCUCCUCUCUCAAAUCUUCAGUUUCUCCAAUAAACCACUCAACUCCACAAACGUCUACGACUCUGCCUUCGAGGUGGCUAAACUCGCAGCCAUCGUAGCCGCUUGCUCCACCAUCCCCGGCUACUGGUUCACCGUCUACUUCAUCGAUAGAAUCGGUCGUGUCAAGAUUCAGCUAAUGGGUUUUUUCUGUAUGGCCGUUGUUUACCUAGUCGCUGGGAUACCGUACAGUUGGUAUUGGUCUAAGCAUGAGAAGACUAAUAAAGGCUUUAUGAUUCUUUAUGGAUUGAUCUUCUUCUUUAGCAACUUUGGACCAAACACGACGACGUUUAUCAUCCCGGCGGAGCUUUUCCCGGCUAGGUUUAGGUCUACGUGUCACGGGAUAUCUGGAGCUGCCGGGAAGCUUGGGGCCAUUGUUGGGACGGUUGGUUUCUUGUGGGCCACGCAACACGAGGAAGUGGACAAAGAUGAGAUUUUUCCAGAGGUGACACGCAUGAGGAUAUCUUUUUUGGUCCUUGGUGCAGUUUGUAUCGCUGGAGUGUUGGUGACGUACUUAUACACACGUGAAACUAUGGGAAGGUCGUUAGAAGAGAACGAAGAGGACGAUUUCCGUGCGUAUUAA